This is a messenger RNA of Drosophila elegans, 1254 nucleotides long. It is a transcript of the gene Fibp, whose product is annotated as acidic fibroblast growth factor intracellular-binding protein. NCBI's taxonomy places the organism in Eukaryota, Metazoa, Arthropoda, Insecta, Diptera, Drosophilidae. Bases 38 to 1114 code for a protein of 358 amino acids. Gene Ontology annotation, cellular component: nucleus. The record is from RefSeq and is a predicted model, not a curated record. The transcript is spliced from 9 exons.
AACUGCAUUUCCAGUAAACGGUCACUUUACAAAUAAAAUGGCCGAUGUGGACGUCUUCAUAAGUAACUAUACCCUUGUGGAUCCAGAGAUUUACCAGCUAUGGAUCGAGGGGUUUUCUUCCAGCGAGGCAGUGUCCUAUUUGAAGCAAAAAGGAUUUGGCCACUCCAUGGGCGCUCCCAGCGAUCUGAUUGCCUCCGAUGUACUGGACCACUACCGCACCUAUUCCCUGAUUGAGCUUUAUCUCAACGCACCCACAAAACUUAUGGAGCAAUCCUGUUUCCAGUUGGAGCCGCACAUGCGUGACCUAAUUACCGAGAAGUAUUACUCCAUCGAUGAUGUGGUGGCCCGUGAGAUUCUCGGCAAGAAGCUGACCUCGCGCUACCGCAAGGAUCUGGACGAGGUGUCCGAGAAAACGUGCGUCAAGCUAAAGUCGGUUCGACGGCAGUUUGAUAACGUGAAGCGAAUAUUUAAGGCAGUGGAGGAAAUGCCGGGCACGCUGACCAACAACAUAAAACAGCAUUUUUUCAUAUCAACCGAUCUUGCCAAAAAGUAUGCCUGCAUUGUUUUCCUGGCCUGCCUGCGUUUUGAAACCACCAAAAAGAAGCUGCAAUACUUGAGUUUCAGUGAUUUGUUAACCUGCUCCCAUGCCAUCAUGAUCUACUGGACCUACACUUAUCAGCACACUGGCCCGGAAUACUAUGAUACCGAAAUGGACAAAGAGUUUCUUUUGGACUUGCGGGAAUUGCGUUGUCUUCUGGAUAAGGAAAAGGAAAUUAAGCAUCUCGUCUGCAUGCGCCUCAAACCUGUUCUUUUAGAGCGUGCUUUUCACGAGCUGGAUGGCAACUUUCGUUCGUACUGGCGCGCCUUAAUCACAAUUGCCUGCAAUUUGCACCGCAAUCGGGAGUUGCGCGACCUGUUUGUUGAUCUCUGUGAGAAACUGAUUGAUCCUUGGCGUCAAAAUGGUUGGAAUCGCGAGCAAGUAAACAAGUUCCUGGCCUCCAUAACGCAGAGCGUCUUGGAUCUAGAAAUAUCUAGGGAUCAGGAGACUCGAUGUCUUUGGGAUCGCUACAUGCAGGUCAUUACGCUUUGCCUGGAUAAAAUGUAUCACAUUUAAGCUGUGGUUGAGUUAACGAGAAACUUGCAAUUGUUUUGUGUACUUAGUAAUUAUGUUUUGUUUGUUUGAAUUUGUCUUAACUUAUACGUAUGUAUUUAUGACAUCAUAUUUUAUAAAUACACGAAAAUAUUUAAAAAGUA